AUGAAGACCUUUUCGCUCUCCAUGGCUCUGCUGGCCGCCGCCAGCAUGGUCACCGCCGAAAUCUCGGUUGGCCAGUGCGCGCGCAUGUGCAUCAACAACAUGAACGACAAGGCCUCCGAAUUGGGCUGCAAGAGCGGUGAUUUGGCUUGUCUCUGCAACGCCGACAACUACAAGUUCGGUAUCCGUGACUGCACCGCCCAGGCCUGCCCUGACGAUGACUCCAACGCUGUCGUCAACAUUGCUCUGAACGCCUGCCCCGACUCCAGCUCGGCUGGCUCCUCCACCGGAACCUCCACUGGCACUGCUUCCGACAGCUCUGCUACCGGUACCAAGUCUGGCGGUGCUGGCGCCGGCGCGACUGGCACUGAUGCUUCGGGUACUGCUACUGGCACUGCUACCGGUACCGCGACCGGCACCGACGCUACUGGCACUGGUGCUACCGGUACUGGAGCUACCGGCUCCGGCACCGCGACUGGCACUGCCACUGGCACGAACUCCGGCUCUGUCACCGGUACUAGCACCAGCGCUUCCUCCACUGCCACCGGCAGCUCCCAGACUGUAAGCUUUCCUCGGUUUGUGAUGUUAUACUCAUGCUAA
This is a messenger RNA of Aspergillus melleus, 597 nucleotides long. RefSeq names its product CFEM domain-containing protein. The transcript is spliced from 3 exons. NCBI's taxonomy places the organism in Eukaryota, Fungi, Ascomycota, Eurotiomycetes, Eurotiales, Aspergillaceae. Bases 1 to 597 code for a protein of 198 amino acids. The record is from RefSeq and is a predicted model, not a curated record.